Xiphias gladius (swordfish) is the source of this 4358-nucleotide messenger RNA. It is a transcript of the gene itga8, whose product is annotated as integrin, alpha 8. The record is from RefSeq and is a predicted model, not a curated record. Gene Ontology annotation, cellular component: integrin complex; external side of plasma membrane. The coding region runs from base 17 to 3226 and encodes 1069 amino acids. Lineage: Eukaryota; Metazoa; Chordata; Actinopteri; Istiophoriformes; Xiphiidae. The transcript is spliced from 31 exons. Gene Ontology annotation, molecular function: integrin binding. Gene Ontology annotation, biological process: cell-cell adhesion; cell-matrix adhesion; cell adhesion mediated by integrin.
CGGCUGUUCUUUUGGGAUGGAGCGCGUACGGGAGUGUGUUUCCUCCGCUGGGAUGUUUUCUCUCGGGGUGCUGUCGCUGCUCUGGCCGUCGCUGAACGGAGUUUGGGGUUUUAACCUUUACGCCGAGCAUCCUACAGUUUACAGGGGACCCGAUGGGAGUUAUUUCGGUUACUCUGUGGACUUCUACCAAGCCACGACCGACAGCAACACGAUCAGUGUGUUGGUGGGGGCUCCUAAGGCGAACACCUCCCAGCCCGGCAUCGUGGAGGCUGGAGCUGUCUACUACUGCCCCUGGCCUGGACUGCCUGACAGUUGCAGACAGAUACCUUUUGACAAUUCCAAUAACAGAAUGAUGAAAGUAAAUGGCACCAGAGAGCCAGUGGAGUUUAAGUCAUACCAGUGGUUCGGAGCAUCAGUCAGGACACAUAAAGGAAAAGUGGUGGCGUGUGCUCCUCUCUACCACUGGCGGACAGUCAAGCUGAGUGGAGAGAAGGAACCCGUGGGGACUUGCUAUGUGGCUGUCCAGAAUUUCAGCGCCUACGCAGAGUACUCGCCCUGCAGGACCAGUGAUCCAGACCCAGAGGGACAGGGGUUCUGCCAGGCUGGCUUCAGUGUGGAUUUCACCAAGGAAGGAAGGCUGGUGGUGGGAGGACCUGGAAGCUUUUACUGGCAAGGUCAGGUCAUGACAGCAGGGAUAGCUGAGAUACUGAACGGCUACUCUUUGAAGGCAAUCCUGAGACAGGUUCCAGGAGAGAAACAAACUAGAGCAGCUGAAGACACACACGAUGACAGCUACCUUGGUUACUCUGUGGCAGUGGGAGAGUUUACAGGAGACUCUGAACAAGAGCUGAUAGCUGGAGUCCCAAGAGGCGCACAGAGUUUUGGAUAUGUGGCAGUGAUCAACUCCACCAAUCUGACCUUCAUCCAGAACUUCACAGGGGAACAGAUGGCCUCCUAUUUUGGCUACUCGGUGGCUGUCACUGACCUGAAUGGAGAUGGGAUGGAUGAUGUGUUGGUCGGAGCACCCCUCUAUAUGGAGAGAGAGAUGGAGAGCAAACCCAGGGAGGUGGGGAGGGUUUACUUGUACCUGCAGAUGGCCCCGCUCACGUUCUCCAAACCUGUCGCCCUCACUGGCACACACAUCUUUGGACGAUUUGGCACAGCUAUAGCACCCGUGGGAGACAUCAACCAGGAUGGAUACAAUGUGGUUUUCUGUCAGCUCAAAGAGUGUCGGCCUGUUUCUGUCUACGUGGCGGUGGGCUGUCCGUUUGGAGGCGAGGAUCGUGGAGGCAGAGUAUUGAUCUUUAACGGUAACAGAGACGUAUCCACGCAAGGCCUGAUGCUGAGCCAAGAGCUAAGAGCAGCGUGGUCCCCCAGCGGUAGUUUGCCUGGAUAUGGAUUCACUAUAAGAGGAGGCCAAGACUUGGACAACAAUCAGUAUCCUGAUCUGAUCGUGGGGGCGUUUGGCGCAGGCGAUGUGUCGGUGUACAGGUCUCGAGCUGUAGUGUCUGUGGAAGCCACAAUGACCCUGACCCCCAGAAUCCUGAACCCUGAUGACCGACAGUGUCACCUGCCUCAGACAGACAUCAUGGUUACCUGUUUGAAGGUGAAUGUGUGUGCAGCAGUGAGCGGCGUGGGGAUCCCCAGCUCUGUAGACCUGAGAGCAGAGUUGCAGCUGGACUGGUUGAAAGGCAUCAGGGGGGGAGUUAAGCGAGUUCUCUUCCUGCACACCCAGCAGCCUCAGCACAAGGGGCUCCUGAGGCUGGGUCACAACCGCCCGAGUGCAUGCCUGAACUACACCAUUUACCUGAGAGAGGAUGAUGAGUUCAGGGACAAAUUAACCCCUAUCUCACUGGCUCUGAACUACAGCUUGGCUCCUCCCUCACGUGGCCAAAACCUCCCACCUGUCCUUAACCACUACAGCAGCACCUUCCUCCAAGAGCAUGCCUACAUUCUCCUGGACUGCGGAGACGACAAUAUUUGUAUCCCCGACCUGCAGCUCUCUGCCAGCAUGGAUCGCUCAGAGCUGGUGAUUGGAGAUGACAAUCUGGUCAUGUUGACCAUCACUGCGGUGAACCGAGGGGAGGGAGCCUACGAGACAGAGCUACACACACUGAUACCACCAGAGGCUGACUACAUUGGAGUGGAGCGCAGGGUGGAGUCUCUGUCGCAGCUAAAUUGCGAGUACAAGAUGGUCAAUGAGUCCAGGAUGGUGGUGUGUGACCUCGGGAACCCAAUGGUAGCUGGGACAGAGCUGUCUGUUGGUUUGAGGUUUUCUGUCCAAAGGUUGGAUGAUGUCGGACCAAAAAUCAGCUUUGAGCUACAGAUCCACAGCUCCAACAAAGAUAACUCCAACAGCAAUCCGGUCAGUUUGAAUCUGUCCAUCGUUGCCAAAGCUCAACUCAAUUUACGUGGGGUGUCUCAUCCCUCUCAGGUGGUGCUGCCAUUCCCUCGCUGGGAACCCAAAGAGAAGCCUGUCAAAGAGGACGACGUGGGACCACAAGUAACACACAUCUAUGAGCUCCAUAACUCUGGUCCCAGCAGUAUUCAGGAGGCUGAGAUUCAGGUUGGCUGGCCUUCCCGUUUCCGUGACGAGAACCUGCUGUACGCCAUGGAGAUUCAAACUGACGGACCAAUUAGCUGCCGGACCAACACCAGCCUCAACCCUCUUGGCCUUCAGAUCUCUGCUCUCCAGGACACACCUGAAUUAUUGGGUUUCUUGAGGAACACCAGUGCUCCUCCUCACCGCCACAAGCGAGCCGUCAGCAAAGCUCAGAGUUAUAGCGGUAAAACCUUGAACUGCACUAAUAUCUCCUGUCUGAGGAUCACGUGUGUGGUUGGCCGGUUGGAUCGUGGGCAGAGCGCGGUGGUCAAGAUCCGCUCGAGACUCUGGGCACAUACUUUCCUGCAGCGGCGUAAUGACCCAUACAUCGUCAACUCUACUGUCUCCUUCAUGGUCAUAGCCAUGCCUUACCGAAUCCAACCCCCCACCCUGCCUCAACACACCACUUCGAUGGGGACCCUGGUGUUGUGGGGGACUCCUGAUGUAUCGUUUGCUGUUCCACUCUGGGUCAUCAUCCUGGCCAUACUGCUGGGGCUGCUGGUGCUGGCUAUGCUAACACUCGUCAUGUGGAAGUGUGGUUUCUUUGACCGGGCGCGGCCACCAGCUGACGACAAUGUCUCCGACCAGGAGCAGCUGACGUCUGAUCAAACUGGGGACGCCUAAGACACUGCAUGACAGCUCCUGAUUAGAGGACUGUGGUUUGGGAGGGAUGUGCACCUUCUGAGUAACUUAAAUCAGAUCUGAGAUCUGUAGUAGUCAGACCCUACAUUCCUUGGCUGGAGAUCUACUGCCUCUCUGUUAAUGAUAUUGACUGUGAGGACAGACUGAAGACUGCAGCGCCACACAGACUGGGACCAAAGAACGAGGUUUAAGCCAGACAGAAUGGGACCAAAACACACUACACAGGCUCAAUCACACACACAUGUCCAUUGUUUAUCUAUUGUGAUGAGGCACCAAAACUGAAGAACAGAGUGGACUUUGUUGUGAAGACAAUCCUUUCAAUUUUUCUUGUAACUGAACGUUUUCACGUGUCUGUGUAAGUGAGGCACAAAGAGACUUGAGAUCUAUGCACAAGUGCUUUUGUGAGUAUGACAGCGUUUGUUUGUGAGUUUGUGUGUAUGUGUAUAUGUGCAGAUACUGUACAUAUGGUUGUGUUUAUUAGGUGCCUCUUGUGUCAUCCUUUCAUUUGGUUAUUGAAUUCUUGCCCCACCUGACUUACUAUAUCCUUUUUAUUUUUAUUUUUUUGUUUGUUUUCAGAUUGGGCUGUAUACAGGUUUAUUACACACAUACACACACAUAGGAUGCAGCCACACGCAUAAACACAAAGGCACAAAGUUAAUGUGUAUAUUUAUGAAUGUAUGUGCAAUAUUCCGGCGUUGCGUGAUACUGAAGCUUGUUUACACUGGCAUUAUUUUAUUAGAGCUUGAUGUUUCCAUUUUUUAUGUAUAUAAGUGAUUAAUUGGUAUAUUAGAUGUUAGUAUUGCAAAAGCAACAAAAGCAAUUUUUUAGACUGAUUUAAGCCAACACAUGACAUUUAAAAAAUAAUAAAGUGAGGAGACAAAUAACAAAUAAAUAACUUAUUACGUUCUUGUCUGUUAUCUUGGAUUUUUUUCUAACAACAAAAUUUCAGAAACUAAGAUGAACAGUCUAUAUCAAAAACAAGCUGCAGACAGUCUGAGACUGUGUACAUUAUUUAACAGCGCAUUAGAUGUUGUUUGUUUAUCUGAUAAUAAUGUGUCGUGCGCAGGCCGGCAGAGCAAAGUGGUCGGGAUUUCAGCAGUUCCCUGAAUUUAAA